Acytostelium subglobosum LB1 is the source of this 1266-nucleotide messenger RNA. RefSeq lists its product as hypothetical. The transcript is spliced from 2 exons. The record is from RefSeq and is a predicted model, not a curated record. Lineage: Eukaryota; Evosea; Eumycetozoa; Acytosteliales; Acytosteliaceae. Bases 1 to 1266 code for a protein of 421 amino acids.
AUGAGUGGAUCUAAUAAUAAUAGUAGUAGUAGUAGAUCGGAUAACAAGUUCAUUGUUGGUGGAAAUGGACUGCCAAUGUCACCGACAAAGACUUACAAGAAUAUAUUAAAGAGAAGAAUGGAUGAAGAGAAUGGUGAUGACAUGGACAGUAUACAAAACAAUAAGAAGUAUCUAUCUCAAUCAAUGGCUGAGAAGAUUGGUAUACUAUCACUGGAUGACAAUGAUGACUCUCCCAUCACUCAUUCAUCAUCAUCAUCAUCAUUCGACUCUUUGAUGAAUACAAAUAGUUCAACAUCACCUACUCAGUCAUCUUCGUCUUCAUCGUCAAUGAAUACAUCACCUCUGAUAUCUCAUUCGAACUAUAAUAGCAACAAUAUAUUCAAUAACUACAACUAUGUCUUUGGCUAUGGCAAUGGCAAUGGUAUUGGCAAUGGCAUUGGCAAUGGUAAUGGCAUUGGAGGUGGCAGUGGCAGCGGCAGUCUGGGGAAUGGCUAUGGUUAUGGAAGCAGGAUCAAUGGACACAGGAUAGGACCAUCAUCGUUAUCAUCAUCUACAUCAUCGACAUCAUCGACAUCAUCAUUAUCAUCAUUAUCAUCGACAUCAUCACAACAUCAACAUCUUGCCAUCAUUACACUUGAUGAUCAAAUGGUCACAUCACCUGUAGUCAACAAUGCUACAACAACCAGCGGAAACAAUAACAACAACAAUAUCAAUGUACAAAAGAAAGACGAGAAGGAAACAUCAUCGACUAAAGCAGCAUCAGCUUCACCAGUCGGCAAUAUAAAGGUGAUUGAUAAGUUGUAUAACAUUACAUCACAGCAACAACAACAACAUCAUAAUGACUUGAAGGCACUGCUGAUGGGCAAGUCAUCAUCAAUGAACUUGUCACGAAGUAUAGACAUGCCCGAAGGCAGCAACAUGUCAUUGAUCCUAUACACCGAGCCCAAAGACAUAAUACACGAUGCAAUCAAGAGACAAAUAGAUAAACAGAAGGAGCUGCUAAGAAUGAGUAUGCUGACUACGAAUACAGAGACGACGACGACGACGACGACUACAACACCAACAACACCGACUACAUCACCAAGAGAACAAAAGACUACAUCACCAUCAUCACCAUUAGCAACAACAACAUCAACAUCAACAUCAACAUCACCAAACAAGAAUAGGACAAAAGAUAACACUGAAGACGAUUGUAUAUUGGAGGACGCGGUGACGGACGAACCUGGAACGAAUAACUGCCAGUCGAUGGCAAUGGACCAGAGCUGA